Habropoda laboriosa is the source of this 699-nucleotide messenger RNA. Its product is annotated as general transcriptional corepressor CYC8-like. Bases 1 to 699 code for a protein of 232 amino acids. The record is from RefSeq and is a predicted model, not a curated record. Lineage: Eukaryota; Metazoa; Arthropoda; Insecta; Hymenoptera; Apidae. The transcript is spliced from 4 exons.
AUGUUGAAAUAUAUAACACUGUUUUGUGCUAUGCUUCUUUUGGCAUCAGCUGAACCACCCAUUCAAGGUGUAAGACCAACAAACGUACUUGGCUCUUCAGAUCAGCAUGCAUCUUUCAGUUUUGUUAGACCAGGUUUAACACAAACAGCCUUUGCUUUCAGUGGUCCUAGCUCUCAUCAAUCAUUUAGUUCCAGUAUUGGAAAUCCUUAUUUAGCACAAAGAGUUUUACCACACCUUGCUAAUGCACUUGCUUAUAGAAAUCCUGGCUUAGGUGUAUUUCCGGCUGGUCCUAUCGCACAUGGUUAUGCCAAUGCACCAGUUGCACCGACUUUUGUGUCUCCUGCACCUGCACCAUUGCCCUACCAAGCUUCUGUAGAUCCAGCUACAUUAGCUUAUUACCAACAAUUGCAACAAAUUCAACAACCCCAGUUACAACAAGGUUAUUCUGCAGCUGCAGCUUAUCAAGCACAAUUAGCACAGUUACUUGCAUUAAGACAAGCUCAAGCUCAAGUUCAAGCUCAGUCUCAAGAACAUGUGCAAACUGCACAAGCACAAGUGCCUGAACAGAUUCAGUUACAACAAGAAGAAGAACAACAACAGCAGCAACAAGCUCAGAAUUUAUUAGGAAUUGCUUAUUCAUCAGCACCUACAGUAGCAAGAGUGAAAGCUUCAGGAAAUGGCUAUAAAAUUGAUUUCUAA